AAGCCUCGCCCAUUUGCAGGAUACAACGACGACGACGACGACUCAGAAUCGGACACGCUAAUAGAAGAAUCAGAUGACGAAGACCGCUGGAGAUCUCACCACAAGGCGAAGAAGCACAAGACCAAGGACACCAUCGCAUCGGCACAUCCACAGCAACUGGACAACAAGAAGCAGGAAGAAGUCGAGCACCUCAUCACACAGCUCCACGGUAUGUCUUUGAACGACCCAACUUACACGGUUUUAUAUUACAGAGCGAAGAAGAUCGACCCCGACAUUGUCGGAGUCGUAAUGGCCCCCUCGACUGCAGCACAAUCGACGCCACAAGCUAUCAACAGGAACUACAACCCGAUUCCACCUAUGCCGACGCAAGUGCAAGCACAGCCACAGCCACCGCCGCCGCCACAGCCUCAACCACAGCGACAGUAUCAACAGCAAUCGACCUCGACAUUCCCCAAUAACUUUGGAGCGCAUCAAUUUAUGUGUUACGGAUGCGGACAGGCAGGACACAGGAUGGCAGCCUGCCCAGAUCUCAAGCCCUACCACGAUCAGCACUACAUCAAGACGGUCAACGGACGAGUUGUUCAAGCUAACGGCGACCCGAUACCUAGGACUCCAGGCGAACCUAUGAUCAAAACCAUCGAGCGGAUGUUCCCCAGGUCCAAUAUCACCGUGGUUCCAGAAGAACUCGACCAGAUCUGGCUGAACGAUGAGCAAGAACAAGACGACGGCGACGAUGAAGUCACUGUCUAUAUGGCACGUGAUGGAUUGCGGAGCGGUACCAGACCCAAGGACGCCUCAAAAGCGAAUCGGAUCCCAGCGCACGACGCUUCCUUCCCCAAAAUGACUACCAAAGGAUGGAUAGGCAAGCAGCGAAAUCCUCCCAAGCCCGCGGACACCCAGCCUCAACACACACCAGUCGACGUCUUUGACAAGGCAUUCAACUCGGACGACUCGGACGUUGUGAUGGAAGAUCCUCAACUUGCGCCUGUCACUAUACUCAAACGACCUUCGCCUACCACCCAGGAGAAGGACCGCGAAGCUCAGAAGACUGGCAAACUGACAUCUUUAAAUUCUGAACAGGUCGACCACGACGCCAUCUACAAUCGGUUCCUCAACGCCAAGGUCGAGCUCACUCAACAGGAACUCUGCGCCAUCUCUCCAGAGAUCUCUAGGCGAGUCAUCAUGGAUAACAAGCCCACCAGGUCUCAACUCAAGGAAAACAAGGAGCCAGAACCUACCGGACCCACCGUGGCAAGAAUCGUUGGCGACAAUACACCGGCACCGAAGCUUCCAUCGCGCAUCACAGAAGUUCGCCAGAGUCUCAUCAAGAUCAAUGCUGAAAUUAAUGGCAACACUAUACCUGCGGUCAUCGACACCGGCUCUAUGAUCAACAUCGUGCACAAGACCAUCUGGGAACAAUACAUCAAACGACCUCUCGACAGAUCUGUUACCUUCCCAGUAAAGGAUGUCAACGGCGGAACAGGACGACUAAUUGGCCUAGUGGGAGAAGUACCCAUCGACUGCGGAAGAGCAAGAACGAUCGCCCAAUUAUGGGUAUCGGAUUCUAUUGACUUCCCUCUUUUGCUAGGGCGACCUUGGACAUCCUCAAAUUCUGUCGACAUUAUCGAACGGGACGGCACCUACCUCAUAUUCAACUACCCGGAACACAACGUGCAACUCAAACUCAAGGUCGGCACGGACUCAGACGAGAAUACUAACAUUUCACAGACAAUGGGCCUCACUACGGAGCACGGACUUAGCGAAAUCCGCGAACGCGCCGGGCCGGAACGUCACCGGUGGCGUGAGAAGCCGCGGCAAGACGCGCCUCACGUGCUCGCCACGCGACUGCCCAUUAUGGAGGAGAGCGACAUGCGAUCUUAUCUUUCAGCAACACCGCCACCCCGACGCCCGACUCUUGACGCCGACGACUUAAUCGACGAUAUCGCCGCCGCCGCCGACUCGCAACUUGCCCGCGCCCAGUCAAGAGGCGGCUCUUCGGACCUCGACGACGACGACUACCGACGAAUCCAGGCGCAUGUUGACGCUGCCGUCCGGCAGUGUCAAGACCUUCAUGAUCGCUAUCAAGCGCGACUAUUCACCCGUCCCUUGCGCGGCGGGCAAUGGACGCCCCUCACCGACACGCUCGCGCAUCUCCCGGCGGGAAUGCGCCGACUUCUGGGUACGUACGGUGCCUUCGAAGUCACGCUGACCACUCUCGACAAUAGGCAAACUCGGAUAUUACUCACCCUCGCGCACCCUCGAACGGCACCCGAACGCACGCCGCCCCUCGAAUCGAACUCGGCACAUCAAGAACUCUUGAUGUACGAAGACCGGCCCGUUCCGGACACCCUUCAAGAUUCCGAAUCCGGACGCUACGACCCACGUAAAGAUAGGCGUGGAGGCCACGACUCAGCCCUCCACACGGAGCCCCUUCAUCGGGCGCUCUCUCCACUCACCACCCACCACCUCCACCCGGAAGAGCAAGGCGCGGACAAGCUUGACAUUAUGGACGACCCCGACGACAUGGAAGAACUCGACAGCGGCCUCUAA
Molecule: messenger RNA, 2550 nt
Organism: Punctularia strigosozonata HHB-11173 SS5
Lineage: Eukaryota; Fungi; Basidiomycota; Agaricomycetes; Corticiales; Punctulariaceae
Exons: 3
Molecular function (GO): nucleic acid binding; zinc ion binding
Source: RefSeq, a predicted model, not a curated record